CGUUACGACCAAUCCGCUGUUCUGACUCUUGUCUGCCAUAGAUUUUCCUGCCUAUUGGCUUUGUGUCAGCGUGUUCGGGUUCUGCCUGAAGUGGAGGCCUACCCAAACAAGUCUGUUAAUCUGCGCUGUGAAUUUAUCAAUGCGGGAACCUCUAAACUCACACAGGUAUCUUGGAUUUUUGAGGCAAGCGAAGGCCAAAGAGAAAACAUAGCUGUUUUCCACCCUAUGUAUGGUGAGAGUUUUCCUCAGUCAAGCUUCAAAGGCCGUGUACAGUUCACACAGGGCUCUUUGGAAAACCCCUCUAUUAGGAUUGACAAUGUGAGGAUGUCGGACGCAGGCAGGUACACCUGUGAGUACGCCACCUACCCUAGUGGAAAUGAACAGGGCACCACCAUGCUCAUCAUGCUUGCCAAGGCUAAAAACUCAGCUUUUUCUGUCAUGGUGCCAGCCAGCAGUUCAAAGUUGGUGGUUGCACGUUGUGAGUCGGCACAAGGAAAACCACUGGCAAGUAUUUCAUGGGUGACAAGUGCCAAUGGUGAAUACAACAGCACACAGGAGCUGCAGCUUGAUGGCACGGUGACAGUAAAAAGUGAGUACAUCAUGGCACCAGCAUCUACCGAUAAUGGCCGUGACCUUACCUGUGUGAUCACGCAGGGAAAACAGGACCCACCCCAAAACUUUGCCGUGAAGCUAGCCGUGCACUAUCCCCCUACUGUCCGAAUAGAGGGCUAUGAUGAUAACUGGUAUAUGGGUCGAAAGGAUGUGGUACUGAAAUGCCAUGCUGAUGCUAACCCCAAGGCUUUUGAUGUUACCUGGACAACAGUGUCAGGAAAGUUGCCAGCAACAGUUAGAGUGGCUGAGAACACCCUGUUAGUGCAGACGGUGGAUGAGAGUAUGAACACCACCUUCAUCUGUGAGGCAAAAAAUAGCCUGGGAUCAGGCAAGAGCCAGCUUACCCCCACCAUCAUAGAAUUGUCAGAUGACCCUUCCAGAACUGGUGCCUUAGUAGCUGCUAUCCUUGGUAGCCUUCUAGCUCUCCUGUUGGUCAGCGCAUUAGUUGCUGUGUUAGUGACACACAGUCGUCAUCAACAGCAUGGUUACUUGGGCGACGGCAAGCAGGACAUCUACAUUAACAAAGCCCAGUUCUUUGGCACCAAAAACAUCAGCAAGAAUGGAACUGGGACCAAUAACAAUGGGUCUGUCUACUCAUACCAUGAGAGCAAGCCAGGAGCCCUGAAUGAUAAAGCAAAUGAGUACCAACCUGCAUCCCACAACAUGUUGCUGACCAUUAAACUGGAUGAAGUUGACCAGCAAAGGUUUGAAGCCUUUACUGAAAGCAUGCAAGAAGCAGAGGAGGAUGAGCGAUUUGACGGAUACAAACAACAGCCAACAACUUUCCACAUUCAGCAGAUUGAGAACGAGUGUGGCGAGUACCCUGAUGACAACAUGGAGUCACAGAGGGAUGGUUCCGUCAUCUCCCGGACUGCCAUAUACGUCUGAAUGAGCAAAUAAUCAAGCCUUGCCUUUA
Trichomycterus rosablanca is the source of this 1528-nucleotide messenger RNA. It is a transcript of the gene pvrl2l, whose product is annotated as PVR cell adhesion molecule related 2 like. The annotation marks the transcript as partial. The transcript is spliced from 7 exons. Lineage: Eukaryota; Metazoa; Chordata; Actinopteri; Siluriformes; Trichomycteridae. The record is from RefSeq and is a predicted model, not a curated record.